AUGCCAUUAUCUAUAUUUAAUGAAUCCGAAUUUCGUCACAUCUGUGCAAAUAAUUGUUUACGUGCAUCAUUUGUAAAUCGUUUUGCUCAACAAUUGAGUCAAAUGGAUGCAUUUAUAUGUUAUCCACUAUCGGGCAAAUAUUCUAAUCUUGAUCAAUGGUUAGCACAACAAUGCUCAACGAAAAAUUUUGAACGUACAUUGUUUAUUGUUAAUCAACUAAAACCACAUGUUCCUUUUUUACUUGCAUUUAUGAAAACACAAUCAUUUGUUUCAUUUGUUGAUAUUUUUUUUUCUGAUCGUAUUCGUUUAUAUCGAAAUAGUGAUGAUUUAACUUAUCAAGCAUGUUUAUCUAUUGAUUUAAUCGAUAAAGAAACUCGUCGCCGUUUUACUCCGUCUUAUCCUUCUUCAUUAAUUGUGAUGAAUGCACCUUUAGUUCGUUCACUUGAUAAUUCUAUUUCAACAUCUAAUAAUUGUUAUCUCUUUGAGAAUCUUAACGGAACUUUACUUGAAUCAUCAUCAUCAUCGAUAAUUAAUAUAUCUUCACCUUUAUCUACACGACAUAUUACAAGAUUUAAAAAACAACAAACAGUUACUACUGGUGAACAUCAACAACAUGUUGUUCUUGUUGAAAAUGAAGUUGUUUUCCAACAAUUACUUAAAGAGUGUACGACUAAGACAAAACGAAUGGUGAUUGAAGAAAUGGAAGAUAUUGUUGAAGGUUCAUCACCAAUAAAAAAUGCUGAUUCAUCAUCAAUGGUUAAUUUAGAAAAAAAUGUUUUAAUAGCUGGUUUUUGUGAUUUACUUGAACGUAUUUGGUCUCAUGGUCUUCAUCAUAAACCAAAUGGAAAAUCUGCUUCAUGGAAUCAUAUUAAAUUUUAUGUUAAACUUAAAAAUUAUGAAUUAGCGGAAACAUCUCAUGCUAGUCUUCCAGUAACACUUAGUAAAGAUGAAAAUCCAGCUUUAAUCUGGUAUUUAAUGAGAAAGCAACUAGUAAAUCGUAGUGCAUCGACUAGUCGAUUAGUAUCUUCCAGUGGUCAUCGUAACAGUUUAUUUAUUAAGGAUAUCUUCGCAAGACUUCAUAUUCUGACCAAAAAUGAUAUCAGAGCGUUUCCCUUCUUUCCUUGA
Molecule: messenger RNA, 1125 nt
Organism: Rotaria sp. Silwood2
Lineage: Eukaryota; Metazoa; Rotifera; Eurotatoria; Philodinida; Philodinidae
Source: the annotation of a GenBank genome assembly